This is a messenger RNA of Closterium sp. Yama58-4, 3609 nucleotides long. Lineage: Eukaryota; Viridiplantae; Streptophyta; Zygnematophyceae; Desmidiales; Closteriaceae. The record is from the annotation of a GenBank genome assembly.
AUGCUGACGGGCGAGAAGGGCCGUAGUGGGGUGAGCAUCGAGAACAUCAAGACAAAGGGGCUGAGGGGUUUGCGAGACAACAUGGUGGAGUACAUCUGCAAGCGCAUCGCCGAAAAACGCUUUGCGGUGCCGACUUCACAAGCCAUCGGCCCCGCCGACAGUUCGAUUGAUGACGACGGCGCUGAAACACAGACGGCGCCCCAAGCAGCAGUUGCCGCCCAGCAUCAGGGGAGCGCGAGGGUGUUUGCAGAAGGAGGAAACGGUGGAGGAGGAGGCGACGCUGCGGCAGGUGCAGAACGGAAGGAAGAGGAGUCGGGGUCGUCGGAGUCGGGGUCGGGGUCCGAGUCGGAGUCGGAGGAGGACGAGGCGGUGAAGCAGGACGAGGAGGACGAGGGGGAGGAGGAGGAGGACAAGAAGGAUGAGGAAGGGGUGGAGGAAGAGGUGGAGUACGAGGUGGAGUACGUAGACGGUACAGUUGAGGUGGGAGCGACGGAAGAGGCGGCGGGGUCGGCGGAUGAGAGGAACGAGGAAGAGGAGGAUGGCGAUGCGGGUAAUGCUACGAGGUUGGCAGUUGGGGGGAAGGAGAAGGAUGAGGUCGGCGUGGAGGCAGUGACGGAAAAGGGCCAGGAGGAGGCGGCAUGCGAGGGAAGUGGGAAGGUGCCGGUCCACGCCGGCGAAGGGGCGAACAUCACGGGCGUGCAGGAGACGGGGGAAGCAUCUGGUCGGCAGGGUCCUGAACUAGACGACGUCGAGGAGCUUCGACGGGAGAACUGGUUGUUGAGGGCGGAGAACGCUCGGCUGGCGGCGUUGCUCGAUGAGGAGAAGGCUCGGCUGGACAGGUUUUUUGUCGGGUCCUUCGCGGAACUGGCGUCGGCGUGGUUGUUGGACUUCGACAACCCGGAGGGAAAUAUGGCAUAUGCAUGCGCCGAGGCGGUCUCCGCUGUGGCCGAACACGUCGAUACGGUGGUGGGCGAUGCGAAGAGGGGUUUGGAGGAGUACAUCUCGAACCACCUAGCCUCCGCGCAGGUCAACAUCGCCACCGCUUCGUUCAAGGCAGACAUCUUGAAGGCGGUGACGGAGGCCACCCAGCUGUCGUUCCUAGCUUCUGGGAUGAAGUUCAUGACCGAGAUGAUCGGCACUAUGGCUCCUGGUCGACGUGGGUCAUCGCCGUCGGCCAAUGACGCCGAUCACGCGCAACGGAGGGAGGCCGACAAGCAGGGCCAGAAUAGGACGGGCGGCGGUGACGAUGCGGGGAGCGUGGAGCGGAGCAAGGGAGCAGACGGGAGCCGCCGUCCAGACGCAUCGCCGUCGGCCAAUGUCGCCGAUCAGGCGCAACGGAGGGAGGCCGACAAGCAGGGCCAGAAGAGGACGGGCGGCGGAGACGGUUCGGUGAGCGUGAAGCGGAGCAAGGGAGCGGACGGGAGCCGCGAUCCAGGCGGCUCGAAGCCUGCUUCACAGAGCGUGAUCGACCAGCUGAAGACGAAGGUGGGGUGGAAGGUGUUAAGGUCGUCGCACAGCAAGGGAGAUGGGAGCGGGGGGGCAGAGGGUGGCACUGCCGACGAGGUUGCCACUGAAGUCGCGGCACCGGAAGGCCCGCCUUUGGUCGCCGAGCAGACCCAUCCUCAGGCGAGCGGUGGGAAAGGCUCAGGCGCCAACAACGAAGGGCCGGCCAUUGCGGCCCCUCCAGCUCCAGCAGCCCCAUCUGCCGCCAAGGGCAACGCGAAGGCUCCUGCGCCUAAGCGCGAUGGUCCGUCAGCUGCUAAGGUGCCCGCAGGUGGUAACGCGCUCAAGGAGUUGCUCCAUCGCAUGGAGACACAUCGCAGGGACGUGCAGCAGCCUCCCGUGGUCGACGCCGGCCUUGCCGAAACAGCACGUCGCUCCGUCACCCCGCAUGUUGCCGGCACAUCGUCCGGUGCCCCACUUGCCGCGCCUCAGAUCGCCUCCCAACCGCCUGCGGAUCCGAAGUCCGCGUUUCUCCGCGCCCAGUUAGGCGCACGCAAAGCGGCAGCUCCACCAGUGACUCAGCCGGAUGCCGGUAAAGGCGCGACGCCGACGUCAGUAAACGCGGCACCCACACCCGGUGCAGCUGUGGUCGAUGUGGCGGCGGAGAAGGGUGUGCGUGCAGCGCUAGCCACCGGCGGCCGAGCCGACAGGCACGCCGACAUCGCUGCCAUCCAGGCCCAUUUCGAGGCUGCAAAACGCCCCGAGCACGCCCCGGCUCUGGCCAUCAUGGACACGGCGUAUGUGGUGCCGUCGGCGACUCACAGAGGGGGUACGGCGGAGCCGACGGCUGCAACGGAUGCUGUCGCCGAGAGAAAUGCGGGACGGAAGGGGAAGGACGACACUGGAAAGGGGAAGGCGGUCUCUCAGAGGAGCACGCGGGCGAUGUCGGCGGGGAAGGAGAUGUCGGACGAGAAAGGGAAGAAGGCAGGAGGGAAUCAGGACAAGAAGGCCGGCAAGGGUAAGUCGGCAAAGACGAAGGAGGAGGAGGUCGAGGCGGUCGGCGAGGGAAAGAAGGAGCAUGGACGCAGGGGUCAUGACAUCCGCCACGACAAGUCGGGCGACGGGCUAGGUUGGGUGGGCGAGAUUAAGGUAAACGGCGAGAAUCGAUACAUCGGCAAGUCGAGAGACAAUAUGGAGCUGGCCUACGAGCACUCGAUUGCGUACAUCGUCUACGACGGCUACGUGAGCAAGGUGCUCAUGGACGAGCUCACAGUCUUGAAGCCGGGGGAGUUGGAGGAAUGGAAGGGGGUGUGGGAGGAGGUCAAGUUCUUGCCGACUGGGAUGUGGACGGUGAUGUGGGCUAGAGGCUUGUUCGACGAUAUACUCGGUAGGUACCGUAGAUACACGGGUUCGGGUGAUGCGCUUCACGACGUGCUCUUGCCGGCGAUCUGGUUUCCCGUCGUCGAGAACACGAAGGAAGGCAAGGAAGAGACGGAAGCCUUCAUGUCGGCGAUGGUAAAUCGCGUGUCGAUGUGCGCGGCGUAUGGGAAGGUCGCGGCGAGCGCAGCGUUUGGGAAGGUCGAAGCGAGCGCGGAGGGGAAGGCGGAAGAGAGGACGGAGAUGGUAGGCGCGGACGGGGAGGCGGAUGAGAAGACGGAGUUGGCAGCCCAGGCGUUAGCGGCAUCCACAUGCACCCUAUGGUGCUUCGUGGGGACGGGGGCGUCGGUGCUCGGUGCUGUGGGCGAAGGGAAGGCAGCAUCGAUGGUUGCAGGUGCGGGGGAGAAGAGGGCCGAGGACUUCAAGAAGGUGAUGCACGCGGUGGUUGACCUAGCACGCAAUAGGGAGGCACCCGCAGAGGAGGUUGCACACAACGUCGCACCGGCGCUGCAGCGUCAGGCUGUGGACAGUGCCUUCAAGGAAGGGGUUGUGGGAGUCGAGGCCGACAUAAUCGCUAGAGCGACGGUCGAGACCUUGGCGUUCUGGGGAAUGUGCCCCGUCGCCGGACCCAAACUCAAAGAGCACGGCAUCGAUGUGCCGUGUGACGCGCAGAUGGAGUACCAUAUGGAGCACAGGGGGAGAAAGGGGGAGAAGGUAAAGCAGGGCAAGGGCAGCAAGAGGAAGAAGAGGCAGACGGGCAAGCAGGGCAAGGACAGUACAGAUGCGUAG